UAUAUGGCAAUACUGUGCGCCGGGGUUGGUCGAAGAAUCAGAAGGGUUCGGUUUUUCGGUUGGGACGGAUAGCUGUCAUCCAGCUUGGUCUGUUAGAUCUUCCUGAACAAAGAAUCUAGUCAUGAGGAGUGUACUUUCCAGUGCUUCAGAAGCACUAGUGCUGCUGAUUCGUUGUCUCGUUAGCACAUACACUUUCAUUACGUUGCCAUUGUACUAUGUCAUCCAGAAACCAUGGAGAGUCAAAGCAAAUUACAGCACACUUAGGGCUAGACCAUUGAACCAUGGAGAAGAGGACUUUGUGGUCUACAGAAGUGUCACUAAAAUUAGUGAUGUCCACGCCAAGUUUAUCCAGGACAAACUGGAUACUAUGGAGAAAGUGUUUUGCUCCGCUGUCAGUCAACACAAGAACAAACCUGCCCUUGGAACAAGAGUCAUCCUUUCUGAGGAAGAUGAAAUACAACCUGAUGGAAAAAUAUUCAAAAAAUUCCUUUUGGGUGGUUUUCAAUGGAGGACCUACACCCAGAUGAAUGAUGAAGCAGAAAACUUUGGGCGUGGGUUGAGGGAGCUGGGUUUGAAACCAUUUGAAAAUGUUGUCAUAUUUGCCGAGACCAGAGCUGAAUGGCUCAUAUCUGCCAAUGGAUGCAUGAAACAAAACAUGCCGAUUGUCACCCUCUAUGCUUCUCUUGGGGAUGAUGCACUCAUUCAUGGAAUCAAUGAAACAGAUGUUUCCUGUGUUGUCACUUCCCAGCAACUUUUGGAGAAAUUCAAAAACAUCCUUCCAAGCACAAAAAACGUCAACUUACUGAUUGUGAUGGAAGACCCACUCAAACCUUUAGAAUUGGAAGGUUAUGGCGAUGCAGUUAGAGUCCGUUCUUACCAGGAAGUGAUUCGACGUGGCAGUGAAGCGAGCAAAUCUGGAAAGUUCUCUGGCGUUUUGCACUCACCCAAACCCGGUGACACGGCGAUCAUCAUGUACACGAGCGGUUCAACUGGAGCGCCAAAGGGAGUCAUCAUGAGCCAUCAGAAUAUCGUCAACGCUAUGCUGAGUUACACUGAUGUCGGGCCUUUGUACAAAAAUGACGUUUACAUGGCGUUCCUCCCGUUAGCUCACGUCCUAGAAUUUAUUUCAGAAAGUUUAUGGAUGCUGUUUGGAAUUCCAAUCGGAUAUUCGACUCCGCUGACAAUGACGGACGAGUCUAGUAAAAUUCAACGCGGCUGUCAAGGUGACGCAUCUGUUCUUCGACCCACGAUCAUCGCUUGCGUCCCGCUCGUUCUCGAUCGCAUCCAGAAGAAAAUUAAAGAGAAAAUCGAAGGUGGCCCUGCCUACAAAAAGGCAAUCUUCAAUUUGGCAAUGGAGUACAAGAAUGAAUGGAUUGAUCACGGAUACGACACUCCCAUUCUUAAUUCGACCCUGUUCAAGCCGAUUCGAGCAUUCCUUGGCGGUCGCAUCAGGUUCGUCUUGUCCGGCGGAGCUCCUCUGGCACCCGAAACGCACAAAUUCAUGAAAACUACGCUAUGUUGUCCCGUCUUGCAAGGGUACGGAUUGACGGAAACCUGCGCUGCAACGACCUUGAUGGAUUUUGAUGACAACUCGUGGGGUACGACUGGAGGGCCUCUCACUUGUUGUGAUAUCAAGUUAGUCUCUUGGGUGGAAGGAGAUUACCGCGUCAACGAUUGGCCCAACCCACGUGGAGAAAUUCACAUCGGAGGAUCGAAUGUUGCUGUCGGCUAUUUUAAACAGCCCGAAAAGACGAGCAAAGCAUUUUACGAAGAAAACGGAAGACGUUGGUUCCGUACCGGUGACAUUGGCGAAUUUACUCAAGAAGGAUUUCUGAAAGUAAUCGACCGCCAAAAAGAUCUAGUCAAACUGCAGCACGGUGAAUACGUUUCGCUGGGCAAAGUCGAGUCUGAAUUGAAGAUAAACUCGUUGGUGGAUAAUAUUUGUAUUUACGCAGACCCGACUAAAAUGUUCCCCGUAGCAUUGUUGGUACCCAAUUUCGAUCAGUUGAAGAAUCUGGCUGAAAAAAGUGGUAUUGAACUGGCCACCAUUGAAGAUGUUUGCAAUCAUCCACGAAGACAGCAAAUGGAACAGCUGGUACUCAAAGAACUCCAGAAACACGCAGUAAAAUGUCGACUUCAAAAGUUUGAAGUCCCACAAGCUCUCACGCUUCUUUCUGAUAUUUGGACACCAGAUUCGGGUCUUGUGACAGCUGCUUUCAAACUGAAGCGGAAAAAUAUUCAAGACCACUAUCAGUUCCUGAUCAAUCGGAUGUAUUCCUAGAUACCAGUCACACUCCUUAAGAAUUGCCAUCAUUCCUAAUGCAAAUUUUGCUCUCAAAAUUAAUUGCAGUACUUAAUGCACUAACUUAAUUCCCAUUUAAUUGCUCCAUUUUUUAUUUAUUAAUUUUUUUUUGCUGCUUUAAAAAAUUGAUAUUUAUUAUUUAAUAUUCAGGACAAGGAAUAAAUGUUUCGAAACCCGG
Messenger RNA from Daphnia pulicaria, 2480 nucleotides. Its product is annotated as long-chain-fatty-acid--CoA ligase 4-like. The coding region runs from base 122 to 2281 and encodes 719 amino acids. Gene Ontology annotation, cellular component: plasma membrane; endoplasmic reticulum; lipid droplet. NCBI's taxonomy places the organism in Eukaryota, Metazoa, Arthropoda, Branchiopoda, Diplostraca, Daphniidae. Gene Ontology annotation, biological process: long-chain fatty acid metabolic process; long-chain fatty-acyl-CoA metabolic process; neuron differentiation. The transcript has 13 exons. The record is from RefSeq and is a predicted model, not a curated record. Gene Ontology annotation, molecular function: palmitoyl-CoA ligase activity.